CAUGGUAAAUCCGUGUUUACAGUAUGAAAGAUGGUACGCAGGAGAGUGUGUGGACGCGAGGCCAACCAGGAGGAUUCGUCUGGAUCUUCGCUGCUGUUGUCGUUCCCGUCGACGGCUCCACACUGGUGCAGUUUGUGGGUGUAGUUGGUAACAACACUGAAGGUCUCUUGGCUGUGGACGACAUCUUCCUGAGGGCUGAAUCUUGCGACAACGUCUUGCCCACCGCCGAGCCCAACAGUAAUGCUUGUGACUUCGAGGAUAUAGACGUGUGUGGCUACACCAGUGAUGGAGGAUGGGCUCGUGUGUUCCCUCGUCUUGAUAACAACACCCACCACGUCCCUGUAGACCACACCUACAAUACUGGAUAUGGCCACUAUAUGGAGGCGGCGCUCUUUCCUGCCGAACAUGAAGGAGUGGUGGGUCUCCUCACUUCCCCAGAUAUCUCACAAUCCGAAGGUGUGCAACAGUGCGCCUCCUUCUGGUACGUCCACAAUGGCGCCACCAACAAAGACAGACUCACCGUCUACAGUGACAGUACUAGCGGGCCACUCUGGCAAGAAAACUGGAGCAACAUUGAUAUGUGGAUGUCCGCCUGGGUGCCAGUGCCUGGGGUAUGGGAGAGUGAGCACCACCUGAUGUGGGAGGCCUAUCAGGGCGUCAGGAACGACUACGCUUCCAUGGCCAUAGAUGACAUCCUCAUCACUCCACAACCUUGUGAUGACAUCGGUGAGUGGAGCACAUCUUUCAUAUUUCUCCUCAUAAUGGUCAAGUGCUAAUCUAUGCAUUAUUUUGGGUAACCGCAAAAGCGUAAUGUUAGAAUCUUCAAAUUUUGCCCUUUCCAUAACA
Molecule: messenger RNA, 846 nt
Organism: Cherax quadricarinatus
Lineage: Eukaryota; Metazoa; Arthropoda; Malacostraca; Decapoda; Parastacidae
Source: RefSeq, a predicted model, not a curated record